GUUUUUAAAUGUUCAUCACUUGUUUAAAAUCAGGCAGGGCUAUGGUGCUUUCCAGACACUCUAGGAGAGAAUUCCUUUCCUUGGUUUCCCAGCUUCUAGAGAUCACCGCAUUGUGGCUCACAAGCCCGCCCUCCCUCCUCAGAGCCAACAGCAUCGCACCUCCCCAACCCUUCUUCCACGGUCGUGUCCCCUCUGACUAAACCUGAGAAGGGGUCUCUGAUUUUCAGACCCUCCGAUUAGCUCAGACCCACCAGCACGAUCUCCCUUGGCCAAGGUCCUCAACUUGAUCACAUCUGCAGCCCUCUUGUCAAGCAGAGUACAUAUUGAAGGUCCCAGGCCUUUGGACACGCACAUCUUUGGAUGCUGCUGUUCUGUCUAGCAAGUCCAUUGAUGGAUCAGAGAUGGGAUUUGAGAUAAAGAAAAAUGAAGAAUACUACGUUCAGAUUUUGGGGUCUGAGCAGUUAAAAGGAAGAAGAUGAGCGGACCAGGUGUAUGGCUUUGGGGCAGAUGUCAGCGCUCAGCUUUGGUUUGCGUCUAGCUUUAUCGACCAUCACCGAAUGCACAGGAGAGCGCUGGAGCACAGCAGCCGACGCAGCGGAGAACAGAUGCAGACCAGGGGAAUUCAGCUGGCUGGGGCCUUGGCCUGCAGUCCCGCAGGCUGGGACGUCUGAGUUUGUGUGCGGAGACGGCUCUGUUUGCAGUGGGUUGUUGAAGGAGAAUGCUGGCGGCUUAAGCUCCCUUGGACAAGAUGGAAGCAGCAGCCCUGGAAUGUCCUAACUCUUCCUCCGAAAAACGCUAUUUCCCCGAGUCCCUGGAUUCCAGUGACGGGGAUGAGGAGGGAAUUCUGGCGUGUGAGGACUUGGAACUUAACCCUUUCGAUGGCUUGCCAUAUUCAUCACGUUACUAUAAACUUCUGAAAGAAAGAGAAGACCUCCCAAUAUGGAAGGAAAAAUACUCCUUUAUGGAGAAGCUGCUUCAAAGUCAAAUUGUGAUCGUUUCGGGAGACGCUAAGUGUGGCAAGAGCUCUCAGGUUCCGCAGUGGUGUGCCGAGUACUGCCUUUCCAUCCACUACCAGCACGGGGGCGUGGUGUGCACGCAGGUCCACAAGCCCACGGCGGUCCAGCUCGCCCUCCGCGUGGCAGACGAGAUGGAUGUUAACAUUGGUCAUGAAGUCGGCUACGUGAUUCCUUUUGAGAACUGCUGUACCAGUGAAACCAUCCUGAGGUACUGUACUGAUGAUAUGUUGCAAAGAGAAAUGAUGUCCAAUCCCUUUUUGGGCAGCUAUGGGGUCAUCAUCUUAGAUGAUGUUCAUGAAAGAAGCAUCGCAACUGACGUGUUACUUGGACUUCUUAAAGAUGUGUUACUAGCAAGACCGGAACUGAAGCUCAUAAUUAACUCCUCACCUCACCUGAUCAACAAACUCAGUUCUUACUAUGGAAACGUGCCUCUCAUCCAAGUGAAAAACAAGCACCCCGUGGAGGUUGUGUAUCUUAGUGGGGCUCAGAAGGAGUCUUUUGAGUCUAUUUUACGCCUUAUCUUUGAAAUUCACCACUCGGGUGAGAAGGGUGACAUCGUUGUCUUUCUGGCCUGUGAACAAGAUAUUGAAAAAGCCUAUGAAAUUGUCUGCCAAGAAGGAUCUAACUUAAACCCAGAUCUUGGAGAGCUGGUAGUUGUUCCUUUGUAUCCAAAAGAGAAAUGUGCACUGUUCAAGCCAAAUGACGAAACAGAAAAAAGAUGCCCAGUUUAUCAGAGACGAGUGGUGUUAACGGCUAGCUCCGGAGAAUCUCUGAUCUGCAGCAACACAGUCAAGUUUGUUAUUGAUGUGGGUGUGGAGAGAAGAAAGGUGUACAACCCCAGGAUCAGAGCAGACUCACUCGUCACGCAGCCCAUCAGCCAGAGCCAGGCCGAGACCCGCAAGCAGAUCCUCGGCGCCUCCCCCUCAGGAAAACUCUUCUGUCUGUACUCCGAAGAAUUUGCCUCCAGGGACAUGAGGCCGCUGAAGCCAGCAGAGAUGCAGGAAGCCAACCUCACGAGCAUGGUGCUCUUCAUGAAGAGAGUGGACAUCGCGGGCCUGGGCCACUGUGACUUCAUGAACAGACCCGCACCAGAGAGUCUGAUGCAGGCUUUGGAAGACUUAGAUUACCUGGCAGCACUGGACAAUGAUGGAAAUCUAUCUGAAUUCGGAAUCAUCAUGUCAGAGUUCCCUCUUGAUCCACAACUCUCCAAGUCCAUCUUAGCAUCCUGUGAAUUUGACUGUGUCGAUGAAAUGCUAACCAUCGCUGCCAUGGUGACAGCUCCUAAUUGUUUUUUGCACCUGCCCCGCGGAGCUGAGGAGGCCGCCCUGUCUUGCUGGAAGACGUUCUUACAUCCUGACGGAGAUCACUUCACCCUCAUCAACAUCUACAAGGCCUACCAGGACACGAUUCUGAACGCCGCCACUGAGCACUGUGUGGAAAAGUGGUGUCACGAUUACUUCCUCAACUGCUCAGCACUCAGGACGGCAGAGGUUAUCCGAGCUGAACUCUUAGAAAUCAUCAAGCGGAUCGAGCUUCCCUAUACAGAACCUGCCUUUGGCUCAAAGGAGAACACUCUGAACAUAAAGAAAGCUCUUCUGUCUGGUUAUUUUAUGCAGAUCGCUCGGGAUGUGGACGGGGCGGGCAACUACCUGAUGCUGACGCACAAGCAGGUCGCACAGCUGCACCCGCUGUCCUGUUACUCCGUCGCCAGCAAGAUGCCCGAGUGGGUUCUCUUCCAUAAAUUCAGCAUCGCUAACAACAACUACAUCAGGACCGCCUCCGAGAUCGCUCCUGAGCUAUUUAUGCAACUGGCACCACAAUACUAUUUCAGUAAUCUGCCUCCUAGUGAAAGUAAGGACAUUCUACAGCAAGUCAUGGAUCACCUAUCCCCUAUUUCAACAUCGAAAAAGGAGCAGAUGUGUGACAAGUGCCCUGAAACUACUGAGCAGAGAUGCAGUGUGCAGUGACGCUGCGGAGCGUCCUCGACGCCUGAUGUGCAAUACCCGCCCCACAGGCGGCGUGGCGGCCGGCCAGCGGGGCAGCGCGGACGAGGCGCCACAGCCCACACGGGGUCCUGAACGGAAGAACGUUCUGUGUGUUAUUUAAAAACUAAAAAUAGAAGUUUUUAUUGAGUUCUUUAAAUACUACCCCAUGUUUUUCUUCUUACUGGAAAAGUUUUUAAUCAACCAUUCUUAAUUUGACCAAAAUUUUAAAAAAGCAAAGGUAUUUUGUAAAUGUGUCGCAGACACGGGUGACAGAACCCUACUUUUUGAAUAAAGUCUGAAUAAAGUCA
Bubalus bubalis (water buffalo) is the source of this 3309-nucleotide messenger RNA. It is a transcript of the gene DHX32, whose product is annotated as DEAH-box helicase 32 (putative). Bases 749 to 2983 code for a protein of 744 amino acids. The transcript is spliced from 12 exons. Gene Ontology annotation, cellular component: spliceosomal complex; intracellular anatomical structure. The record is from RefSeq and is a predicted model, not a curated record. Gene Ontology annotation, molecular function: RNA binding. Lineage: Eukaryota; Metazoa; Chordata; Mammalia; Artiodactyla; Bovidae.